AUGAGGCCGGUUGGACUGCUUCCCGUCAGGUAUUGUAUUUGGGCCGCGUCCUGGGUCUUCCUGGUCCAGAUUGCAGCUCUCGGGCAAACGGGCGCCGGAUCCUCCCUUCUUCGCAUCAUCCGCAACCCGGCGGGUAAUGCUCGAAUCCCUCUUCCCUCUUCGGCUUCGAUCUCCUCCGCCAGGCAGGAGGAUACCCUUGCGACUAGCGAGCCUCCCCGCGCCAGUCGAGGCUUCGCCCGCUUCCUCCGCGCCAGCCGGGCUACGCCCGCCUACUCUGCAUCAGCCGGAGCUUCGCCCGAAGCCUCCAUCCUCGCUUCCGCCGGAUCGCAACACCAAGCCUCCCUCCCUUCGACUCUCUUGCUGCCGCCUUUAUUCUCUCUUCAAACUACCGGUCUUGGUGAUUGGCAGAGGGAUUGCAGAAUGGCCCGGGCUCCGGAAGUGCAGAAUAGGGCGGGAAGGCCCAUGAUGCCUUCUGUUCAGGCCAGGGGGCCUCCCCCGCCUGCCCGCCCUCGCGUCGAGCCUGUCGACCGUGAGAAGACUUGCCCUCUCUUGCUUCGAGUUUUUACAAAGGUAGGCAUGAAAACCUCCUCUAUAUCUCAUUGGUCAUUGAAAUUCACUUGUUACUAAUAUUAUGUUCUUAGGAAUUAAUUUAAUCAGCUUUGUUACAUGGGCACAAAUACUCUACUUAGCCUCAUGCUCUAUAAUGGGUCAUUGGGGCUCUGUUGAGUAUUCAAAGUUUAAGUUUAUCAUCAUAAAGUUUGCUGGUAUUCUUUCUUCAGUUUUUAAAGUUCAUAAUUUGCAGUCUUUGGAGCAUUCAAAUGCAUAGUUGCUAUUAUGGUAUUAUGUGACAUUCUAGUAUAUUGCUGAGAAUAGGUACAAAAAUAAAAGUGCGAUAGAAAGGCAUUUGUAUCUAUCUUGUUUUCCACAAGAAGAAAACAUAUACCGCUGAUGUAAUUUCCAUUUUUAUUUAUGCCGUGUUAGCAUUCCUGUGGAUCCCGUCCACCUAUGCUUUCUUUUUACUUCUUUUUGCCAAGUUGACCAGUUGAUGCACUAGCUAAUGCAUGUAGGCUCUUGUUUAUUACGCUUACUAGGUUUAG
This is a messenger RNA of Ananas comosus (pineapple), 1097 nucleotides long. RefSeq lists its product as uncharacterized. The transcript has 3 exons. The record is from RefSeq and is a predicted model, not a curated record. The coding region runs from base 1 to 627 and encodes 208 amino acids. NCBI's taxonomy places the organism in Eukaryota, Viridiplantae, Streptophyta, Magnoliopsida, Poales, Bromeliaceae.